GACAGACGGAGCCAGGUAGCGGCGAGUUGCUGUAGGGACGGCGGUGCCCAGCGGAGCGGAGCGGGCGGGAUGGGGUGUGCGGCUCGGCUGUGGGGCUGGCUCCUCCUUGGCUGUUGCUGGGGCCCGGGGCCCCCCGCCGUCGGUGCUGCUGCGCUCCGGACGGCCACAUACGUGCUCGACGAUGCCGGUGGGCUGGGCAGGCAGUUUGACGGGAUCGGGGCUGUCAGCGGCGGCGGGGCCACAUCUAGACUCCUGGUGAACUACCAAGAACCUUAUCGCUCCCAGAUUUUAGAUUAUCUCUUCAAGCCAAAUUUUGGUGCUUCUUUACAUAUGCUCAAAGUAGAGAUUGGAGGUGAUGGACAAUCAACAGAUGGUACUGAACCCUCCCAUAUGCACUAUGAAAAUGACGAGAACUACUUCCGGGGCUAUGAAUGGUGGCUGAUGAAAGAAGCUAAAAAGAGGAACCCCAAAAUUAAACUAAUUGGAUUACCUUGGACGUUUCCGUCAUGGAUAGGGAAGGGUGAAAACUGGCCCUAUGACUACCCAGAUGUCACGGCUUACUAUAUUGUUUCUUGGAUAUUAGGAGCUAAACAGUAUCAUGAUUUGGACAUUGAUUAUGUUGGGGUAUGGAAUGAAAGGGCAUUUAGUAGCAAAUAUAUUAAGCUGUUGAGAUACACAUUGGAUAAGCAUGGUCUGCAGCAGGUGAGGAUCGUAGCCAGCGAUAGACUGUGGGAGCCCAUUUCCUUUGUCUUGCUGCUUGACUCUGAGCUCCAUGGAGUGGUCGAUGUGAUUGGGGCUCACUAUCCUGGAACAAAAACAGUGCCAAAUGCCUUAUUAACUAAGAAGAAACUGUGGUCCUCAGAAGAUUACAGUACCUUCAAUGAUGAAGUAGGCGCAGGCUGCUGGGCUCGAAUCCUGAACCAAAACUAUGUGAAUGGAAACAUGACCUCAACCAUUGCGUGGAACUUGGUGGCUAGUUAUUAUGAAGAGUUGCCCUUUGGUCGAUGUGGAUUAAUGACAGCGCAAGAGCCAUGGAGUGGCCACUACAAAGUAGAAGCUCCUAUCUGGAUUACAGCGCACACAACCCAAUUUACUCAACCAGGCUGGUCAUACUUGCAAGUAGAUGGACACUUAGAAGGAGGUGGCAGUUUUGUAGCUCUGACAGAUGGCUUAGGAAACCUUACCAUCAUCAUUGAAACUAUGACUCAUAAUCACUCUCAAUGUAUCAGGCCUCCACUGCUUCAUUUCAGUGUGACACCUCAGAGAGCAACUUUCUACCUCAAAGGGUCAUUUUAUAUGGUGGAAACACUUCAAGUGUGGCAUUCUAGACUUGGUUUUGAAUCUGGAAACUCUAGUCUUUUCCAGCAGCUCCAUCCUGUAAAGGUGUGGAAGGGAAGUUUUUCUUUAGAUCUAAACGUGGAUGAAGUCUACACUUUAACCACACUGAAGACAGGGCAGAAAUGUGGUUGCCCAGAGCCCCCACCACCUCAGCCCUUUCCUUCAAAUUACAAAGAUGAUUUCAAUAUUCGUAAUCCACCUUUCAGUGAAGCCCCAAAUUUUGCAGAUCAGACAGGUGUAUUUGAAUACUUUGUAAAUGCUUCUGACCCAGGAGAUCACGUGUUCACACUCCGCCAGGUGGUGGUUCAGAGACCCAUCACUUGGGCUUCUGAUGCAGACCAGACCAUCAGUCUCAUAGGAAAUUUUCAGUGGGUAAACAUGACAGUCACUUGUGACAUCUACAUAGAAAAACAACGUGAUGGGGGUGUGUUUAUUGCAGGAAGAGUUGACAAUGGUGGGAUAUAUGUUCGACGUACCAAAGGAGUUUUCUUCUGGGUUUUUGCAGAUGGCACUUACAGAGUCACUGGUGACCUAGCCGGAGAAGAGAUAUUAAUGAAAGGACUUUCUGGUGUCCGGGAUAAUGCGUGGCACACGCUUACUCUCAACAUUCAGGGGACUUCUGCCUCAGGGCUGUUAAAUGGUUACCCGCUCUGGGAGAAUGUCACCAUUUCUGAACCAAGUAAUGGCUGGGCUGCUAUUGGAACUCGCUCGUUUGAGUUUGCACAGUUUGACAACUUUCACGUUGAAGCUAGCUGAGGUUGCUUCUGCAUUUGGAGAACGCAGUUCUAUUACUUUGAAUAAUAGCUUUCAAACUUUGAGGGCAACUUAACGCUAUGCUGAGACUGAUCUGUUGGCAAGAGAUCUGAAUUCUGUCAUUGUUUAUUAAAGGUUUACUUGAGUAGGUAUCAACAUGACUGUAACUUUAUCCCCUGGUUGCUAUGGGGUGUUUUACCCUUUGAUUUUAGGGGAUAAAUUUUAGUUCAAGGUAAUGAUGAAAACAAAAUAAUGGAUUUAAAUCUCUUCUAAUAACAACAUCUUAACUUCCCAGCUCACUUUUAAGGUAACUUUAGAAGUUAACAGAAGACAGAGGCAUCUCAAGCUGCAUUUUUAACACUUACAUGAUUGUGUCCAUUUUUUUCACUCUGAAAGAAAAAAUUAAAUGCCAGGAAGCCGUAUGAGCCAGUGGCUUUUGUAGGUAUGUCAUUCUCAAACUUCAUUUAGAUGAAGUACCUAGCUUUUCUAUAGUACAAAAAAAGAUGUUUUGUCUGUUUUGCUGCUACAGUCUGAGGCUAGACAUUACAGCACUCCAAAUGCAUUUGAUUACUUCUUCCAACUUUCAUUGCCAGCCUUAAAAAUAGAUCAUACUUUCAGUGGAAUGGAAAUGUGCCUUAUGGCUGAUCAGGCAGUGCCUUACUUCUAAACUACCUCCUCUUUCCAAUGAAAGGGUUGAAAUGGAUGAAAAGGUACCGUAACUUGCAGCUUGUUAAUGAUAGCUUUGUGGAGUUUUUUUUGCAUGGUGCAAAGAAUAAAAACUGCAUCAUGGAUGCUGACAAGGAGAGUGCUUACUUUUGUGUCAGAUCACAUGUGGAAAAACUGGCCCUUUGUUCCUAGAAAUUUGGGCAACCAUCUCUCACUUUUGAUGAAUCUAAAGCUUAGAGCAGAAAAUAAUUAAAGCGUAAUAGUGUUAUUUAGCUUAUUAUAUUACUGUAGCACAGAGGAGAUAUGGAUACCAUCAAAUUCUGGUAUAAAAUUAAAAAAAAAAAAGCCUUUGCCCUUGACAGCUUGCAAUCUAUUAAUAAGGUAAGUAGAUAAGUGACAGCAGGAGAAUGCAGACAUAAUUGUUUAGUGUGCCAGGCUGUGUUACUGACACAAUAGUGUCUGUUUUUAAACUUUUCCUAGGCUUCACAGAGUAAAGUUCAGAGGGGAACUUCAGAUCCUUGGGAAAGGAGGGAUUCCGUUCUGCUGUUGUGUCAUUGUUUUGUUUUGGGUGUUUGGUUUUGUUUUUUUCCUGAAGUUACUGUGCUACAGAAAAACAGAUUCAUUGAGAAUAUAAGGAUGUACUGGAUUGGAUUUUCAUCACAUACAUUCCAAAUUCAGUUGGCUUCUGAAUUUUUCUUGCUUGCUGUUGAACAAUUUGAGUGAAGAUGAUGUCUAUUGCUGUAGUGAAACAUGACUCCUGUGUCCGUCUACUUUUCGCAUUCACAUCCUAUUUAAUUGGCAAGCAGUUCCACAAGACUUGAUAGGGCAGUAGUAGCUGUAUGAGGCUGUCUGUAGCAGGCACUGUCCUGUCCUGAGAAACAGAUUUGCAGUAUACUUGGAUUUAUACAGAUUAUUAUUCUGAUCCACUUUAUUUUGAAGGCUGAUUCCAGUCAGUGUUAACUUCAGCCUCCAAAGUUGUCAUCUAACAGAGUUAAUGUAAUACGAAUCAUUACUGGAAAAAUUUUAUAAAGGUUAUUUUCCAAAUUAGCUUUUGGAGAAGAGAUCUCAAAAUUCAAUCUCUAAUAAGUUAAAAAUGUUUUAUCUUUUGGCUAUUAUACUGAUACUGCUAUUGGUUUGUUAUAAAUCAUUCAUUCAUGCAAGUUUCAUACAUGCUAGCAACCUUGAAAAAUGGUCCAAACCACUAAACUUUAAAAUUCUUGUAGAAGACUCCCAAAGAUUAAGUAACUAUUUCCUUAACUGGGUGAAAAUGAAAGCCACUUUUCCACUUCAGUUGCAUUUGAUGGCUGAAGUAUGAAUGCAAAUCUGUUCAUUAUUUGCUUGACUUCAGAAGGGAUGUCACAGGUAACUCCCAGAUGUGAAGGAAUCUAAUUUUACGUCCUCAUAUUAAAGUAAUAUAAGUAUAGGAAAAGUAGUUCUCAGAGUAAACUUAUUUUAGCUGUGAUGUAUUUUUCCUAGUAGGAUACCUCUUAGAGACCUCCUGGUAGCUGAUGUGGCUGCAAGCAGCAUUGUGUAAGAGCGAGAUCAGCAACGAUGCAGUUAAUCCAAAGGAGCUGUCCAUUUUUUUUUUUUAACCUUUUAAUGCACUAGUGUAAUAAACUGUACUGUUACUUGUGUACUAAACACAAUGUAUUUUAUCACUGGAAGUCCUGGUUUUUUUUUCCUAAUCUUAAUUUAUAAUGUUAGAGGAUUAAACUGAUAUGAACAGAAUAAGUGAUUUAAUGGUGACAUAAUGUUAUUCAUCUUUAUAAGUCUGUAAUUCUUCACCCUUCAGCAGGCUGUAAUAUGUUUGGCAAUAACAAGCUGUCAGGUCUUUCACUGAGGGGUGGAUUUAUGUUGUUGAUUAUAAAUACUAAUCAUUCCAAAUGGACAAAUAAAACACUUAAAAACCCA
Molecule: messenger RNA, 4668 nt
Organism: Phalacrocorax carbo (great cormorant)
Lineage: Eukaryota; Metazoa; Chordata; Aves; Suliformes; Phalacrocoracidae
Source: RefSeq, a predicted model, not a curated record